Molecule: messenger RNA, 1553 nt
Organism: Centruroides sculpturatus (bark scorpion)
Lineage: Eukaryota; Metazoa; Arthropoda; Arachnida; Scorpiones; Buthidae
Gene: mRpL43
Product: 39S ribosomal protein L43, mitochondrial-like
Exons: 1
Coding region: 888-1436 (182 amino acids)
Biological process (GO): mitochondrial translation
Cellular component (GO): mitochondrial large ribosomal subunit
Molecular function (GO): structural constituent of ribosome
Source: RefSeq, a predicted model, not a curated record
GUAAUUUCUAUCAGGCAGUUAAGGCGUCAAUUUACUGUUCGGGGGAUCCGGAUGGAGGAAAAGCCCUGGCGAAUUUUCGUAGGUGGUCCAUACUCAUCCUGGAUUCUGUAGACCCACAAUGAGGCAUCCCGAUGGUGACGGUCGAAACCAGAUAUAUUCGGGACAAGCCACCUAUAAAAAUUCUUCAGUGUUUCACCUGGAUUUGUUUCCUGAUUCUCAGAGCGACAGGUUGAUGCUUUAACUACUUUGGCUGUCGACUUAUUGCACACCCAUUUAAAAAUGUGUAGAGAAAUUUAUAUUUGCACAUAAGAUAAUGCCUUGUUAAAGAAAAAUAAUAAUACUAUACUACAUACUGCAAUCAGAAAUGUUGGAAAUAUACAGUAUAUUGAGAAUUGGUAGAAUGGCUAUCUGCAUUCAGUUCAGCCACUUACGUGUAAUUAGUGCCCACCAAAAAGUGUGCACGAUUUGGACAUUAUUUUUAAUAUUGGUUUCUGGCAUAAUUUUAAAUAGUGAUGUAAAUCGAUCAAGAGAAAAUCCGCAUGCUGAGGAUUGCUCUUGAUCGGCUAGAAGAAUAGAAGGAGACAUGUGAAAGUUGACACAAGGAUCUGAUCUCUUUCGGCUGUUUCGUGUUUUUACAUUUUUAAAACAUUUUUAUACUAUCUUUAUCACAGCUAAUUUUACUGUUUUACUUUUUAUGAAUAUCAUUACUGCGAUCCUAACAAGAGAAAUUGUGGCCAUCAUUAAUUUAGUUUCUGAAUGUAACUUUAAUGUGUUGAUGUCCGAAAUUCCGGUUGGCGAAUUUUUGGCUAUUUUCUCAAUCUUUCGUCACUGUAAAGAUCUGGCAACAGAAGGUUUUGUUUAAAAAAUAAAAAUAUUGUGAGGACAUCAUGUCGAAUGCUACAAUUCCUAGUGAUUUCUUAAGAAGUGUUCUUCAAAAUGGAGUUGGUAGAUAUGUCUGUCAGUUAAAGCGAGUAACUUUAAAGUUCUGUAAAAGUCACGGCGGUAGUAAAGGUGUUAGAGAGUUCAUAGAAACAGAAUUGAUUGACUUUGCACGCCAGAAUCCCGGGACCGUAGUUUACCUUCAACCGAGGAGGCAUCGAGGACCCGUUAUAAGUGCCGAGUAUUUAAAUGGUAAUAAAGACUGGUUAUAUUGUCAAAACUACACCCGAGACGAAGUUAGAAAAUGGCUGGAAUAUAUGAAAAACAAAUCUGGCUUACCCAUUGUGCGAAUAAGGAAAUACCAUCAUACAGAUAGUCCGAGCAUUCAAGGUGUAUGGCAUCCCUUCAUUCAUAAACCUACACAUCUUAAUUUAGCUAAAUUUCCUUGCCCGGAACGGAGUGAACAUUAUACUCCAGCCCUCUCUGCUACUGAACAAUUGUUGCAAAUUGCCAAGGCUGAGAAAAAUGUUUAUGUAGAUGAUGAAGAUGUUGAUUAAGUUAACUUCAUAAUUAACUGGAGUUACAAAAUAGAAACUCUAAAAAGAAAUUAAAUUCAAAAAGUUGGACUUUUUGAGUUUAAAGUAUAAAGAAAAAUAUUAGCAAGCUGUUAAAAU